Candidozyma haemuli is the source of this 1008-nucleotide messenger RNA. RefSeq lists its product as uncharacterized. The record is from RefSeq and is a predicted model, not a curated record. Lineage: Eukaryota; Fungi; Ascomycota; Pichiomycetes; Serinales; Metschnikowiaceae. The transcript has 2 exons. Bases 1 to 1008 code for a protein of 335 amino acids.
AUGACUGAACAUCCACAAGAUCCAGACGCAGCUGAUUUAGCUACAAGACUUGGAGCAAGUCCUUUCUCGUUCUUUACACUGGUGGUGUCGAAGCUUAAGAACGCUAAGGUCGACCGGAAGUUAGACUAUGCCAUUCACCCGUACCCAAAAGGUCUGGAGCAGCCAGAAAACCAGGUCAUCUACUACGAUCCGCUGCUGCGGGAUACUGGCACGGCACUUUUGCCGCUUGGUCUGGCUCCAUUGGCUCCAAGGGGAAAUUGCUCUUACACUGCGUAUACGUUUACCGGAAUGGUGACGAAAGAUCGCUUUGAUGUGGACUUUGAGACUCUUCUCACUAUGGAGGCGGUUGACCCUUAUACCACUGAUCCGACCGAUUGGGGUCUUAUGUGUUACACUGUCACACCCACGCAGUUGCUUCUUAUCACGAAUCAGUCUGUAAUUGGGCUACUGCUCUUGUCGUUUGACGAUGACCAGUUGCCUGGUACUGUGCUCGAGUUCCAGCCCGUCUUUGGAAACCUACAGGAUCCCAUUGCAGACCGCGGUGUGAUCUCCUUCUCGUACCUGAAGACCAUGUGCGUUGUUAAUAGCAGGAAGCUUCUUACGUGGGAGGUUGGCCAUGAGAUUUAUCGCCACUUCAGAUACGUGCUGUUGGUGGAAGGAGGUAGAUUGUUCACGACGUUUGUCUUGGUCACGCCAAAAACAGUGGAGAUAAGAGAGCUCUUGUCUGAGGUUCAGUCCAAACCGAAUAGGUGGACGGGGCCACCCGUCUCGAUUCCUCGCCAGGAACAUAACAACUCUGCUCCAAUCUUCUUCCUCCACGAAAGCGUGGCGGUGGUAGAGGAAGACAACGGUAAUUUCUUGGCUAUCGAUCUUAAGACUAAGAGACUGGAACGUUUCUUUUCCCAGGCCAUUAAAGACAUCAAGUUUGAGUCGUGGGAGCCCAAUGUGAUCUUCUACGAGGACGAGGUGUACCUUUCAUCUGAAAAAGCGACAUAUGUGUUGAAGUAA